Panicum hallii is the source of this 2106-nucleotide messenger RNA. Its product is annotated as probable plastidic glucose transporter 1. NCBI's taxonomy places the organism in Eukaryota, Viridiplantae, Streptophyta, Magnoliopsida, Poales, Poaceae. The transcript has 12 exons. Gene Ontology annotation, biological process: monosaccharide transmembrane transport. Gene Ontology annotation, molecular function: hexose transmembrane transporter activity. The record is from RefSeq and is a predicted model, not a curated record. Gene Ontology annotation, cellular component: membrane. The coding region runs from base 150 to 1790 and encodes 546 amino acids.
CUCCUCCUGCGCUUCCACCCGUUUCCACUUUCUACUCGCCGCGCUCCCUCGUCUGCGGUCUGCGCGACUGCGCGCCCGCCCGCCCGCCUUCCUUUGCCGGACGCGCCUGCCACCUGCUCGACGAAUCACCCCCUUCCGUCCCCUCCGCGAUGCCGCCCCCUCUCGCCGCCGCCGCGGCGCUGCUGGUCGUGCCCGUCUCCCCGGCGCCGUUGGUGCGGCUCGGGCCGUCCCGCCGCCCGCGCCCGACCGCGAUCCGGGCCGCCGCGCUCCGCACACUGCCGCGGCGCCUCGAGCUCUGGCCACAGCGCCUCGCGGCGGCCGAGAGCACGCCGCCGCCGUCCUCCGCGCAGCCGGCGCCGGACUCCAGCUCAGGUCUUGAUGCGGGCUCCGGGGGUGGUGGCAGUGGUGGCGACGGAGGAGGCGGCAGCGCUGAUCUCGGGUGGCUGAGGGUGUUCCCGCACGUGCUCACCGCGUCCAUGGCCAAUUUCCUCUUCGGCUACCACAUUGGGGUCAUGAAUGGUCCAAUAGAGGAUAUUGCGCAAGAGCUUGGUUUUCAAGGAAAUCCCUUCCUCCAAGGUCUUGUGGUCAGCAUAUUCAUUGUUGGUGCCUUUUUCGGGAGCCUAGGCUCAUCUGCACUAGUUGAUAAAUUUGGUUGUAAAAGGACCCUUCAAAUUGAUAGUAUUCCAUUGAUUAUUGGGGCUCUUCUGAGUGCGCAGGCAGAUUCAUUGGAUGAGAUACUUUUGGGAAGAUUUCUUGUUGGCAUUGGAAUUGGUGUAAACACCGUUCUUGUUCCGCUAUAUAUCUCUGAGGUUGCUCCAACAAAAUAUAGGGGUUCUUUGGGGACUCUUUGUCAAAUUGGAACAUGUUUAGGAAUUAUCGCUGCACUUUCCUUGGGGAUACCUUCUGAAAAUGAUCCGCAUUGGUGGCGAACGAUGCUUUAUGCUGCAUGCAUACCUGGUUUUCUUAUUGUUGUUGGAAUGCAAUUUGCUGUUGAGAGCCCACGCUGGCUUGCCAAGGUUGGAAGGUUUGAUGAUGCUAGAAAAGUUGUAGAGAGUCUUUGGGAACCUUCUGAAGUCAAUAAGUCCAUGGAAGAGAUCAAAGCUGUUGUUGCAAAUGACGAUUCACAGUCCAGCUGGUCAGAACUUCUGGUGGAGCCCCACAAUAGAGUUGCAUUGAUUGGAGGGUCCCUUUUCUUUCUGCAACAGUUUGCUGGAAUAAAUGGUGUUCUUUACUUUUCAUCAUUAACAUUCCGUGAUGUUGGUAUUACAAGUGGUGCUUUAGCGAGCUUAUAUGUUGGAAUAACCAACUUUGGAGGGGCACUUGUUGCUUCAAAUUUAAUGGAUAAGCAAGGGCGAAAAAAACUUUUGAUAGGAAGCUAUCUUGGAAUGGCAUUCGCAAUGUUCCUUAUAGUAUAUGGUAUCAGCUUCCCCGUUGAUGAAGGAGUUGCCCACAGCUUGUCAAUUACUGGAACUCUUUUGUACAUUUUCACUUUUGCCCUUGGCGCUGGGCCAGUUACAGGUAUCAUUAUACCAGAGCUGAGCAGUGCUCGUACACGAUCAAAAGUUAUGGGCUUCAGCUUCACUGUACAUUGGAUAUGCAAUUUUCUUGUGGGACUAUAUUUUCUGGAGCUUGUGAACAAGUUUGGGGUUGGAGCAGUCUAUGCAGGUUUCGGUGGGGUUUCCUUGCUUACAGCCCUUUUCGCUUAUAAUUUCAUAGUUGAAACAAAAGGACGCUCUCUUGAGGAAAUUGAGAUGUCUUUGAGCCCAGCUACUCCUGGCAAGCGGGAGUGAAACAUGUUCAUCCAUUCAGUUAUGUGACAAUAACUGAACUGUGCAGCUGCCUGGAGGAAUUAGAGCGAAGGGGUACACAUUCAAUCCCAGGCAGUUAGGUAUCUAUUGACCUAACCUGUGUACAUGUAAUAGCCCAAUAGGCUAGUGGCUAUGUAAAAGUGUUUUCCCGUCAGUCUUCAGCAGUAGCAGUUUAUUGCGAAUGACUUCCCCGUCUGUAGCGAUGCUUGUGUAUACAAAGAUCGGUUGUGCUUUUGGUAAACCUAAUGUACUAUGUAAAUAAAGGAAAACAAGGUGCACGGUAGUUUCUGUUGUUGCA